CUGCUGUUAUGCUGAGUGACAUAAGCUGACUUUGCAUCUGGUCCUUUUGAACUUGAUGUAUAAAAGGCAGCAGAAAAUAUUCUGGGUUACAGUAGAAGGAAAGAUGAAGUUCUUACUUCUCUUUGUAUUAGCUGGUCUCAGCUCUGCCCAGUACAAUCCUAACUUGAAAUCUGGCAGGACUUCUAUUGUCCACCUGUUUGAAUGGCGCUGGGCAGACAUUGCAGCAGAAUGUGAACGUUAUUUGGGACCCAAUGGCUUUGGUGGUGUACAGGUAAGUGAACUAAAAGCUGACACUCUUGCAAUCUUUCAAUACUGUAGAUUUAUCCAAGAAUAUCUAUCUUAAAUAAUUGAAAAAGACAAGUAGAUUCACUAUGGUUAACUGUCAGUUACAUUGCAUGUUUUUUUUUUAUAUAUAUAUAUACCAAAACAAUGGGGGUUUUACAUAAAGAGUUUUUAUGAGAAAAGUUCUAAAUGUGGAAUGAUUGCCAUGAAAGCCAUUAAUAUGUUCUUGCAGAUUGCUUCAGUUUUAGAACUUCACCCCAAAAUAAUUCUUUAUACGUAACACCCUAUGAAUUUAAUAUAUGUUUCCAAUAUAAAGGAGCUGACUGUGUGCCACAGCCGAUCAUCAUUCUCAAAAUGGUAUUUCUUGCUGUGAUGGUGGGGAAAGGGCAUAUAAAAAGAGGACAGUAAUUGCUGAGCAGAGUCACUCCAGCAGUCUACACUGACUGCUCUUUUUUUCCAAAACUAAAACUAAGGGUAUAGAAAAAUACAGCCUAAAGCAGCUAAAUUGGAGCUCAUUGUUAUCCACUAGACACGUGUCAAGUCUAUUCUAGACUUUGUGAGUUCAGUCAUCCAGGCCUCUGUCUGCUUAAGAGGACACACUUAUGGACCAUAACAGUUUUUGUUUACUGCAUAGGUUGUAUUUAAGUCCCCCUUUUAAGUCCCUCUUGUUUGUCUGAACAACAACUGCUUAUAUGUGCAGAGAUUUGCAAAAUUCUCUGCGGUUAAAAUCCCCCCACUCCUUAGACAUUUCUUUCUGUUGUACAUCAGUUGCUAUGUUUCUACUGAUGAAAGCUUGCAAUAUUAGGAAAGAAAGGGUUUCUCAAAUGGGAUAUGAUAACUUUGUCUAUAUAUAUAUAUAUAUAAUUAUCUGCCUGAAAAUGUAUUUAAUUUUAUUCUGCAAAGAUUUAGAAAAUAGCCUGGAUGGAUGCUUUAAAAAAAAAAAAAAAAACCCUGAAUAUUAAGAGCUCUAAUAGUAAAUAAGCUUGGAAACCGCUUGUUGAUUCAAGAAAAAUCUGAAAACGAUUUUAGAAUUGAGAAAAAUGUUUUUUUCCCCAUUUUGUGGCACAAUUGGAAAAUGCUACAAAGUGGGUUUUUCACAUUCUUUUUCUUCAACAGCAGAAAUUGUGAGAUGUAACUUGAUAGACAUAAGACUUUCUUCAGUUUAUUUUACUAUUUAUCUAUGUAACUGAAAUACCACUUCCCCAAACAUUCCGUGCUGUGGCUACAACUUUCUGGUGUGCAGUGAUUUAAAUAAGCUCAGCAGUGCCAUAGAAAGUAAUGGAAGCAACAUCCUUGGUCUGUGCAGAGCUCACUGUGGAAGUUUCAAAACCCAGUGAUAUCAAAUAUGGGAACUAUAAAUAAAUGUAACUUUUUAAAUUACUUUUAAUUAAAAAAAAUACAAACUCAUACAAAACUAUCUAAUUGUUGAUCAUAAUAUUAUUUACUUGUGUAUCGUCUACAGAAUAACGAUCAAUAAAUGUUUUUUUAAAUCUCAUCACAGGUGUCCCCUCCAAAUGAAAACAUCGUUAUAUCCAACCCUUACAGACCAUGGUAUGAGAGAUACCAGCCAAUCAGCUACAAGCUGUGCACUCGAUCUGGCAAUGAACAACAAUUUAGGGACAUGGUUACCAGAUGUAAUAAAGUUGGGGUAUGUACUUUUUGAGUGGUUUAUCAUGGAAAUUCAGGUUUAGUUGGGUAUCAGGUAAAUUCUGUAUUUAUUUAUAUGAACCUUUUUAAUAAAUAAGACUUUUGGGGGGGGGGGGGAAUAGCAGAUACAGAAUUACUUUAAAUUGUAUCUAAAUUUAUGUUACUGCAAAUAUCUAUGUAGUUUCUUUAGAGGCAAAUUCAACAAUUCCUUUAAUCUAGUGCUGUGUGUGCCCUACUGGGUGGCUAGCUGGCAUAGGUCAAAGGGGCAUAGGUUCUGUGCACAAAAAAGAGUGAACAGAGUUUCGAAAGACCUUAUAGUUGUUUUAAAGGAACGCUAUAAUGUCAAGAAUAGAAAAACAUGUAUUAAUAACAUAGUGUUAAACUAACUAUUUAGAUCCCCCUUAGAUUGCAUGGUAAAGAUGUUUAAACUCACCUUUUCUCCCACGCUUCAUCGGUCUUGCCGUGGCUGGCCCCGCCUGGCUCUCUCUCUAUUGGAAAGCAUUGGGAGGCUAUUGCACAUGCAUUGCAAAAGACUACGCUGCUCCAACCGCAUCUCCUCAUAUAGAUGUAUUGAAUCAAUGCUCCUUUAUCAAGAACAUUCAGCACCUCCAUGCAAAUGUGAAGACUCUGAACAUCGGUGUUGCACACUGUGCAGCACUUGACUAGGAAGCACCUCUUGUGGCCUUUUCAGUAACUGCCACUAGAGGUGUUCCUGGGCAGCAAUGUAAACACUGCCUUUUCGCUGAAAAGAUAGUGUUUUCAGUGCUCUGCCUGCACUGGAACCACUACAUUGAGAGUUAAGGUUUGCAGACACAUAUUUUCGAACCCAUAUUUGUACAGUGAUUCUACAGAAGACAUUUGUUACACACCCAGUUAGUAAUAAGACCACCAGUGCUGUUACCUCAUGGAUAGGUUAGCUUAGUGGAGCCAAACACAAAAGGCAGACAAUUCCUCAUAACACACCUGCCUUGCAAAGACUUUGGACAACAACAAAGGUUUAGGCUGGAUUAGAAGGGGAGGGCUUGCAAAGGCUUCAGAUAAGAGAUCUGAGAAUUUUGCAAACUGCUUCUAAAUAUACUGUCAAUGAAAAAAAUGCAUCAUUUAAGGCAUGCUUGUUUUCAUUGGUGAUUUAUCUACUAGACAGUGAAUUAUAUCUUCUUUUUUUAUAAAAGUCAAUAUUUCGUGUCCUCAGACAAUCUAAAAUCAGUUUAACAAUAGAUUUCUAUCUCUUUUUACUAACUCGGUGAAAAAGACACAUGCUUUAAAGAAAUGCACCAGAUUUACUAACACAUUGUAACCCAUUUUAGGUCAAUAUAUAUGUUGAUGCUAUCAUUAACCACAUGUGUGGAGCUGGAGGUGGAUCUGGAACACAUUCUACAUGUGGUAGCUCAUUCAAUGCUGGUUCAAAAGAUUUCCCAGCUGUCCCAUACUCAAAUCUGGAUUUUAAUGACAGCAAAUGCAGAACUGGAAGUGGGGAGAUUGAGAACUACAGUGAUGCUAAUCAGGUAAAAUAUUAUCUGAGAAUGGUCCUCUUUUCUAAUAAUUUGUUCUGUAACAAAAUGUACAGUAUUUACAUUGUAUUGUAUUGUGUUUAAAGGCUGGAUAAUGCCUAUAAUACAACAACAAUAAUAAUAUUGUUGUAUUCAAUGAGUGUAACUCAUUUUAGGAGCAACAUGUGCUUAAUGAAGGGAUUUCAUCUAAUGAUUGCUAUAUGGUAUUUAUGGAAUAGAAAUAUAUACUUUUUUCUGUACGCAGGUUAGAAACUGUCGCCUUGUGGGCCUUCUGGAUCUGGCUCUAGAGAAGGAUUAUGUGCGUGGAAAGAUCAUUGCAUAUCUAAACAAUCUCAUCAGUAUUGGAGUAGCUGGCUUCAGGCUCGACGCUGCUAAGCAUAUGUGGCCUGGAGACAUCUAUGCCAUUACAAGCAAACUCAACAACCUGAACACUCAGUGGUUUGCCAGUGGAUCCAGACCUUUCAUCUUCCAGGAGGUAAUAAUAAUUUUCAAAAGGAUUGCAUAUUAACAAUGAAUGGGGUAAGCAUUCUCCAAAACAUAAUCAUUUAUAUUCCUUUUUCACCAUGUAAAGUCUGAGAUACAUAUGGUUUGGUCAGUUAUAAUAAAUGACUAUGCAGUAAAACAAAUUUAGAAUGCUUAAAGAAGGGCAUAAUUGUAUUGGGCUCACUGUUUGCAAAGUAUUCCACAAUGACAUGUGACACUUAGAUAUAUUUUUUUCGAUAUAUAUUUUCUAACUUUUCUUGUCAGGUGAUUGAUUUGGGUGGAGAAGCUAUUUCAGCAAAUGAGUAUUUUGGAAAUGGACGUGUAACAGAAUUCAAAUAUGGUGCUAAACUUGGAAAUGUCAUUCGCAAAUGGAAUGGAGAGAAGUUGUCAUACCUAAAGUAAGAUACAGUGCAUGGUGCUCCAAACUCUGCCCCUCCAGAUGUUGCUGAACUACAACUUCAACUAUGAUUCUUUUAAAGAAACAAAUAGCCAGAGAAUCAUGGGAGUUGUAGUUCUGCAAAUUUCGGGGGCGAGGCAAGGGUGGCAGAAUUUGAGGAGCCCUGUUUUAAGGCAUUAUAGCACUUGCACAUUUGAAACAUGGAGUAUAUUCUUAUCACUCUCUUUUUUUUCUAGGAAUUGGGGAGAAGGCUGGGGUUUCAUGUCAAACGAUAGAUCUUUAGUCUUUGUAGACAAUCAUGAUAAUCAAAGAGGCCAUGGUGCUGGUGGAUCCUCCAUUCUCACCUUCUUUGAUGCACGGUAUGACAGUAUUUGCUGUAAAAAAAACAAAAAAACAUAACAAAUUAUUCAUUGUUUGCUACUUAAUUUAAUCCUUAAUCUGCCUCUUACCUCCAGUCUCUACAAAAUGGGAGUUGGCUUCAUGUUGGCUCAUCCCUAUGGGUUAACACGUGUUAUGUCAAGUUACCGGUGGACAAGGAACUUUGUAAAUGGAAAGGUGAGAUUCUAUAAGUGCAUUUUUUCAACAUUGUGUGAUAUUUAUUAUCAACAUCCAGCAGGAAAUAGUAUGUCCUGAAAAAAAUGCUUAAUGAUCAAGAUCAGUAUGAUGGAAGGACAAGAAAGAGUAAAUUAACUAUGCAUAUUUCAGGUAAUUACAUAGUAUGGCUUUAGUUCUUUAAAACAAGCUAGUACAGGUAAUCUUCUUUCAUGUGCUCUUUCAUAUACUCUUAUAGUUGCAAAUGAGCAUAACCAGUUUUCUUUUUUUGUAUUCCUUUCCUCAGUCUAGCCUCCAACUAGAUUAUUGUAACUAAAUAUCAUACAAAGUUUGAUUCCAGAAACUCUUUUUAGUAAAAAAAAAAAAUUUUUUAACUAACAACUAAUGCCACUCAUGCCAUGCUUGCAUUCAAGCAUAGUCUACUUCAUCUGAAUCCAAAAUAAUUCAGUUCUCUAUUCCCCCUUCAUUCAAUCUCACCCUUUACAGGAUUAUGUUUUUUAUGUUUCCCCACACCUGAUUACACAUAGACACUUUUAUGUAAAAUGGCUAAAAAACACAGCCACUGGUACUUAAAGGGCCACCAUAGGCACCAGACCACUUCAGUUCAAUGAAGUGGUCUGGGUGCCAGGUCCCCCUAGUUUUAACCCUGCAGCUGAAAACAUAGCAGUUUCAGAGAAACUGCUCUGUUUACAUUGAAGGUUAACCCAGCCUCUUGAGGGUGCGACCUAAUAACCCUAUCAUAAAAAUGGCAUUAAAGGAGCACUAUAGUGCCAGGAAAACAAACUCGCUUUUCUGGCACUAUAGUGCUCCUUUAAUGCCAUGUUUAUGAUAUAUAUAAUAAAAAAAAGCAGAGCAUGUUUUCUCCACUCGCUUGGACUCACAAAUGAGUAAGAAGUGUCACAGGCAAUCUAUUUUCCCAUUUUGUUUUAUAUUUUUGAAAUUUUUGGGAAAUAUUUUAUCAUUCUUCAGGACGUCAAUGACUGGAUUGGACCACCACGUAACUCUGAUGGAUCAACCAAGGCUGUCACAAUUAAUGCAGACUCUACUUGUGGCAACGACUGGGUUUGUGAACAUAGAUGGCGCCAGAUUAAGUAAGUAGAAGAAGCCCUCUAGUGACUAUUCAUUGAAAAAGCAUUCAAAAUUCAGCAUUGAGUUUAAUCAUCAUGUUCAGAUAGUUUUUAAGUCCAUGUAUACAGAUUUCAUAAUUUUAAAUAACUUUACUGUUCAUUUCUUAUGAGUUCCACAGCAAUAAUUUACAUUCUUUACAGGAACAUGGUUAUCUUCCGUAACGCUGUCAAUGGUCAGGCCUUGGCUAACUGGUGGGAUAAUGGUGGAAACCAGAUUGCCUUUAGUCGUGGAAACAAAGGCUUUAUCAUUUUCAACAAUGAGUCCUCGUGAGUACAUAACAUUACAUCAUAUUGUAAUACAAUUGCUGUGUUACCAGAUUAUUACUUAAUAGGUUGGAUGUGCUAAUUCAUGCUUUUGGAUCCCUCACUGAGUCUGGAAGUCAAUAAUAUACCUUGAGAUUAUCUUGAGAUCCUUCAAAUUUUAUAAUGCCUUGUUUCUUUGUCCUUGUUUCAUAAUUACCUUGACUCUGGAGAUCUUAAAAAGUAGUGUAUGCUCAAAGUAUACUGAUAUUAGAAGGUUUUCUAAAAUCUGAAUCUAAAUUUUAAACACUAAAAAUCAUGCAAAUUACUUGGACUUCCAAAUAAAAUUGUAUUUUAGUAAUCCUAUUUUGUGCAUGCUCUUUACUCGCAGAUGCAAUAUUUUACUGUUGUCUUCAGUACACUGCUCACAUAAUCUCAUAUUGUUGUUUUAGUAACAUGGAUGUUACCCGGAGCACUGGUCUUCCAGCUGGUACGUAUUGUGAUGUCAUCUCAGGGCAGAAAGAAGGCACACGUUGUACUGGCACACAGAUCACUGUAAGCAGCACUGGCUCAGCACGUUUUGUGAUUAGCAGUUCAGCUGAAGAUCCCUUCAUCGCCAUCCAUGUGAAUGCAAAGUUAUAAUUUCUGCAAAAAAAAAAAAAUCACAUAACCUAAAUAAAUGAUUAAAUCUCUCAAAUAUUUU
Pelobates cultripes (western spadefoot toad) is the source of this 6942-nucleotide messenger RNA. The record is from the annotation of a GenBank genome assembly. NCBI's taxonomy places the organism in Eukaryota, Metazoa, Chordata, Amphibia, Anura, Pelobatidae.